GUGUUGAGCGUGGUUUCCUGUGGGAUUGUGUAAGGCCUUGCAGGACAAUAAACGUUUCGGGGGCACUGAGUAAUGUAGCCAUUUCUGACCCAGCAGCCGGGAAAAUGUGAGACGAUUUGCUACUGCUGGAAGGAGGACCGUGGGGCUGUGUUCCUGCAAGGGCAGAUUAACUUCACCUCAGCGGACCCGGCGAUGGAACAAGACAAAAUGGACAACAAUAUGGAUACAAAAUCCAUCCUAGAAGAACUUCUUCUCAAAAGGUCACAGCAAAAGAAGAAAAUGUCACCAAAUAACUACAAAGAGCGGCUUUUUGUUUUGACCAAAACAAACCUCUCCUACUAUGAAUAUGACAAAAUGAAAAGAGGCAGCAGAAAAGGAUCAAUCGAGAUUAAGAAGAUCAGAUGCGUGGAGAAAGUAAAUGUUGAGGAGCAGACCCCUGCGGAGAGGCAGUACCCAUUUCAGAUUGUCUAUAAAGAUGGGCUUCUCUAUGUCUAUGCAUCAAAUGAAAAGAGCCGAAGUCAGUGGUUGAAAGCAUUACAAAAAGAGAUAAGGGGCAACCCCCACCUGCUGAUCAAGUACCAUAGUGGGUUCUUCGUGGACGGGAAGUUCCUGUGCUGCCAACAGAGUUGCAAAGCGGCCCCGGGAUGUACACUCUGGGAAGCAUAUGCUGAUCUGCACAUUGCAACCAAUGAAGAGAAACACAGAGCUCCCACCUUCCCAGACAGAGUGCUGAAGAUUCCUCGAGCAGUUCCUGUUUUCAAAAUGGAUGAACCAUCUUCAAGUACCACUCUAGCUCAGUAUGACAGUGACUCAAAGAAAGACUAUGGCUCCCAGUCAAACGUCAAGAUGCGGUAUAUUCCGAAAGAAGACUUCCCUGACUGGUGGCAAGUCAGAAAACUGAAAAGCAGUGAAGAUUUUGCGUGCAGUAACCAAAGGGAAAGAGAUGUUGUAAAUCACAGCACCUCAAAGAUGUCAUGGGGAUUCCCUGAGUCAAGUUCAUCUGAAGAAGAGGAAAACCUGGAUGACUAUGACUGGUUUGCAGGUGACAUCUCCAGGUCACAAUCUGAGCAGUUACUGAGACAAAAGGGAAAAGAAGGAGCGUUUAUGGUUAGAAAUUCCAGCCAGGCGGGAAUGUACACAGUGUCCUUAUUUAGUAAGGCUGUGAAUGAUAAGAAAGGAACCGUCAAACAUUACCAUGUGCAUACAAAUGCUGAGAACAAAUUGUACCUGGCAGAAAACUACUGUUUUGAUUCCAUUCCAAAGCUUAUUCACUAUCAUCAACACAAUUCAGCAGGCAUGAUCACACGACUCCGCCACCCUGUGUCGACCAAGGCCAACAAGGUUCCCAUCUCCGUGUCCUUGGGAAGUGGACUCUGGGAACUGAAAAGAGAAGAGAUUACCCUGCUGAAGGAGCUGGGAAGUGGCCAGUUUGGAGUGGUCCAUCUGGGCAAGUGGAAGGGGGAGUAUGAUGUUGCUGUUAAGAUGAUCAAGGAGGGUUCCAUGUCAGAGGAUGAAUUCUUCCAGGAGGCCCAGACCAUGAUCUUCCUCCAAAUCAGUCAUGGAAGUUCUCAAGUGCCACGAGACGAAACAGGAUUUCUGAGGCAACAGACCAUUGCUUCCCUGAUUCUCUGCAGGAAACUCAGCCAUCCCAAGCUGGUGAAAUUCUACGGAGUGUGUUCAAAGAAAUACCCUAUAUACAUAGUGACUGAAUAUAUAACCAAUGGCUGCUUGCUUAAUUACCUGAAGAGUCAUGGUAAAGGACUUGAACCCUCCCAGCUCUUGGAAAUGUGCUAUGACGUUUGUGAAGGCAUGGCCUUCUUGGAGAGGCACCAGUUCAUACAUCGGGACUUGGCGGCUCGGAACUGCUUGGUGGACAGUGAUCUCUCUGUGAAAGUAUCUGACUUUGGAAUGACGAGGUAUGUUCUUGAUGACCAGUAUGUCAGUUCAGUAGGAACAAAGUUUCCAGUCAAGUGGUCAGCCCCAGAGGUGUUUCACUACUUCAAAUACAGCAGCAAGUCAGACGUAUGGGCAUUUGGGAUCCUGAUGUGGGAAGUAUUCAGCCUGGGGAAGCAGCCCUACGACUUGUAUGACAACUCCCAGGUGGUUGUGAAGGUCUCCCAGGGCCACAGGCUCUAUCGGCCCCAACUGGCAUCAGACACCAUCUACCAGAUCAUGUACAGCUGCUGGCACGAGCUUCCAGAAAAGCGUCCCACAUUUCAGCAACUCCUAUCUUCUAUGGAACCACUUCGGGAAAAAGACAAGCCUUGAAGAAGAAAUUAGGAGCUCUGAUGAGAAUGAAUGUACAUGUUGGCCAACAUUUUCAUUCUUUUUAAGGAAAGUAGCAAGGCACAGACAAUGUAAUUUAGCUAGUUCUUCUUAAUGGUAUUCUGUGUGCUGUUUGUCUAUUAUCUUAUCUAGAAAUGAACAAGGUAGGAAACAAAAGAUUUCCGUGAAAUUUAGGUCUAAUUAGUAAUUUUGUUUAUGCUGCUCUUAAUAUUACACUCCCCAGCCUGUAGCAGAAGCACAUUUUCUGAUUGCAAUAGAAAGAGGGUGUGUACCGUGUGCAAAGAUUGAGCAGAAUUGAAAAAUUAUUUGUUGGAUAUUUGUUCUUUUCUUUAAUUGUCACUCUCAUGAUAAUUAAAUAUACUAUUAUCGAGUACAGAAAGGUGGACACUUGCCGUGAUGUUUCAAUGUUCUGAAUCUUUAGCAUGCAUGAGAAUCAAAUGGAGAGUUUAUUAAAACACGAUUCCUGGAACUACCCCAGAGAUUCUGGUAGAGCAGGUCUGAGUGCAGCCUGAGAAUCUGAAUUUUUAACAAGUUGUCACAUGUCCCCGUGUAGUCAGGCCAAACUGCCCUAGGGGACCUCAUCAUGUGGUGAGCAUCAUUAGGUGGUCCAUAAUCCAAUCCAAAUGACACAAUUCUCCUCUGACAUCUGGAUUAGAACAAUGACUUUUUACGUCACCAUGUACACAAAUAAAAAACUAAAGUUAAAUUAUAUUAUUCAAUAAUGUAGCAACCUUGUUUCACGCAGAGCAUAUUUCAAAAGAUGCUAAGGUAUAACUUGAUGUCUUUUUCCUUAACCUUAACUGUUACCAAUCUCAACACAAGUGCAACCAUGAACUUAUAUCUAGAAUUGAUUAGAUCGUUGCUUUCUAAUCAUUUUCAAUCCUUGAGUUUAGGGCUCUGGGGCUUCUGGCUAGUUUGAUAACUGCAGUUUCUAUUUCAGUCUUCUAUUUUGACACGAAAGUACAAAAGUACUAUUUUAGCUUCUCAUGGCUAUUACUCAAAGGUACUUUAGCUUUAAAACCGUUCCUGGGAAUGCCUUCCUUCACGCCGGCUGCGGAACCCGUAGGUUUUACUCUGUUUUGGAGUACUUCAUUGUCAUUUCUAUAACGUCAUGAAGAGAAAGAGAAGGGUGAUGUGGAGGGCACUGUUAAAAUGAAAAGACGCCCUACGUAAGCCCCGCUACUAUUUUCUAGAUAUAAGUUAGUAAUUUCCCUUCAGAGACAUUCACGCCCUCCCUCAUCUCACUCACUCCCUCAUCCCCCAGCUAUUUCGAAAGAUCCCUCUUGGUUAUUUGCUUCUUGACAUUUAAAUAAUGAUUUCUUUAAAUUCAGCAGAAUUGACUUAUGAUACCAGCCUUCUAUUUUUUACACAGGUACACAAAUCUCAAUUUAUAAUGAAAUGGAACUUUCAAAAUAACCAUUAGGGUAUUUAUAUAUUCAGCAAGCAUUUCUUUAGGGUGUCUUGUGUGCCAGGUUCUUUCCUACCCAAAGGAAGAGAAGGAACAAGUGACACAGCCCUCCCCCUCGAUGGGCCCACAGUCAGGUGGCGGUGCCAGCCUUUGCUGCUCUCUCUGAUCCUGUCCACCAGGGACAUGUACCUCAGACAGUUAACGCCCCAGAGAAAGAUUUCUCAGCUCGAACUAGGUGUUCCUGGACCCCGCCCCCCUUGAAGAUUGUUUUCCUUUCUUCUCCUUAUUUUUAUAUACUUGAUCUCCUAAAAAUAAUCCUCUUUGUAACUAAAGUAAUACAUGGUUGUUGCGAAAAUUCAAACAAUAUAGAAUUGUCUCUCUAUGAAAAGAAGCCAAAGCCUUGCUUAGAAACCUGGCUUCAAAAAUCAAGUUCAAGCAAGAUAUUAAGGUACCAGUAGAGGUUUAUCAGAAAAUAAGUUCAGUGAAGCCAGGAGAAGCCAAGUAAAGGAACGGUCUUCAUACUAUUUUAAAACAUGCAUAAUAAUUUUUAAAAUGCUGUUAAACUGUGUUUAGUGGUGAUUUCUGGCAUUUAUUGUCGUUUUUAACCAGAGGCCUGCCUGUACUCUCUUGGAAGUGAAGAAAAAGGUCAUCUUCCCCUGACUUGGCUAACUGAUCCACCAUUACUAUUAUCUCUAUAGAAUUUAUUAAGCACAAAGUUGCUCUAACAUUAUGCUGGUCAGCACACAGAGUAAGUUGAUGGGUAGAAUUUCAAUAUUUUAAUCUAUUUUAAAUCAGUCUUCAGGUAUGUAACGGAUGCUAUAGUCAGAACUGGGCUGGGGGCUCUGAGAUAUGUAAAAGCAGUAUCAGGUUUGGUUUCUAAGCUGAUGGUGUAUACAAUCUUAACACAACUCUUUUUGGAUUGAUUUUACAACUGCUUUGUACAAUAAAGGAAUUUAAGAAAUUAGGA
Molecule: messenger RNA, 4661 nt
Organism: Equus caballus (horse)
Lineage: Eukaryota; Metazoa; Chordata; Mammalia; Perissodactyla; Equidae
Source: RefSeq, a predicted model, not a curated record